AGGAGACUGAAGUGGUAGAACACUAGUGGCGCCACAAUGGACUCUACUUUCGGCAACAUCUUCCUAUUUCUCACCGAAUUGGCGUGGAAAAGUCGCCUGACCAUACCGAUUCUGGUCACCACCGCAUUUCUGGUUAUGGACAUACGCUUGCAGAUUGAAAUCAACAUACAGUCGGGACAAUUUAAUGCAAGCGAUUUGGAUGAUGCUGAUGAUGUUUUCGACGACCAGCUGGGAGCACAUGAUGAGCACGACUUGGGCGAGGACAGUGGCAGCGACAGCUAUUCCGACGAUCUCGAGUACAACAGCGAGUACUCCAAUGAGGAUGGCAACAACAGCGAACCUUCCCACUACAGCCUGUACAUGCAUGACCCCUGGGGCUCCGACUGGGAGGCCGAAGAAGAUGUCGAUGUCGAUGCCAAUUAUCCGCACGAAAUGCCACUCUGACGCGCAUAAAACAUAUAAAUUUAAGAAGUAACUGGGCUUAAUUAAUUAGCUUUAUUCUCAGUACAUGUACCAUUAUGUAUAAGUAUGCAUGUAUAUGUAUAUAAUGUAUGUACAUCCUCAGCUGUAGCUAAAUGUGUAACCUCCUCUCUUAUUUAUCCGUUUUUGUGUGUACUAUAGUAUAUACUAUACUACUA
This is a messenger RNA of Drosophila guanche, 638 nucleotides long. RefSeq lists its product as uncharacterized. The coding region runs from base 37 to 444 and encodes 135 amino acids. The record is from RefSeq and is a predicted model, not a curated record. Lineage: Eukaryota; Metazoa; Arthropoda; Insecta; Diptera; Drosophilidae. The transcript is spliced from 2 exons.